Nezara viridula (southern green stink bug) is the source of this 414-nucleotide messenger RNA. NCBI's taxonomy places the organism in Eukaryota, Metazoa, Arthropoda, Insecta, Hemiptera, Pentatomidae. The record is from the annotation of a GenBank genome assembly.
GCGGGUGUCAAAGGAAGGGGUGUAUCAGUGCCCCUCCUAGGGAAGGAGUGGGAGAAGUGGAGGCUGUUGAUUGGUCGGUAGGCCUAAGGCAGGCACCGCCCACCAAGACCCGCCCUGCCACAUCAGUUCACUCUCAGACCUCACUCAGUCAUGAUCUCUAUGAACGAUCCUACUGUCGGGAUGUUACCGUUCGAUGGUAUUGGCCUCUAUGAGCAGCCCAAGACGAGGUUCAUCUUCAAGAUGCCAAGGGUAGUGCCCGACCAGAAAGCCAAAUUCGAAUCGGAUGAGCUCUUCAGACGUCUGUCAAGGGAGUCGGAGCUAUUUUAUUAUAAGUCCAAACGAAAUGGGGGAAGCCUCCCUCUCCCCCCUGCCUCCUUCCUCAACUUGGUUACGCCGAUACUCUUACGUAUCUAA